Molecule: messenger RNA, 717 nt
Organism: Lottia gigantea (owl limpet)
Lineage: Eukaryota; Metazoa; Mollusca; Gastropoda; Lottiidae
Exons: 9
Coding region: 1-717 (238 amino acids)
Biological process (GO): proton transmembrane transport; sodium ion transport; regulation of pH
Cellular component (GO): membrane
Molecular function (GO): sodium:proton antiporter activity
Source: RefSeq, a predicted model, not a curated record
AUGGGGAACAAAUUAAUAUUUAAAUGUCUUCUGCUGUUAAGUAUAGUUAUAUUGGUACAGUGUUCCUCAGAGAGUCACCAUUCUCCUAGUGGUAUUAAGGGUAAUAAUACCAAUCAGACCACCGAUCAUGGUAUUCAUGUCAUUGUGUUCCGUCUUCAUCAUAUUAAAACUACAUUAGUAUUUACAUGUGUACUGAUUCUUGCUGGGGCAGCUAAAUUAGCCUUCAAUUUUGCUGACUAUUUAUCAUCUAAAGUGCCUGAAUCCUGUAUGUUGAUUGUUGUUGGAACAAUAUUAGGAGCAAUAAUUGAAUUCUCAAAUGCUGGAGAUGAAAUUCCAACAUUUUUUGAACCAAACCAAUUUUUUAUGUUUUUACUGCCACCGAUUAUUUUGGAAUCUUCGUUUAGUUUACAUGAUAGAACAUUUAUAGAAAAUCUUGGCAGUAUUUUACUUUUUGCUGUAGUGGGCACAAUUUUAGCAUGUUUUAUGUUGGGUGGAAGUCUAUAUGGUUUAGCUCAAGCUGGUGCUAUGGGAACUAUUGUUCCUAUCAGUUUUGUACAAAUGUUAGUUUUUACAUCAUUGAUUGUAGCAGUAGAUCCUGUUGCUGUUUUAGCUGUAUUUGAAGAAAUUGGUGUCAAUCAUGUAUUAUAUUUUUUGGUAUUUGGAGAAUCUUUAUUAAAUGAUGGUGUUGCUGUUGUUAAUGUUGUAAUUAUAAUGUAA